Recurvomyces mirabilis is the source of this 330-nucleotide messenger RNA. RefSeq lists its product as uncharacterized. The coding region runs from base 1 to 330 and encodes 109 amino acids. NCBI's taxonomy places the organism in Eukaryota, Fungi, Ascomycota, Dothideomycetes, Mycosphaerellales, Teratosphaeriaceae. The transcript is spliced from 2 exons. The record is from RefSeq and is a predicted model, not a curated record.
AUGCCAUCGGACGACAAAUCAUUAAAGCAGAUUGCAAAGGAGACGCAAAGUGCCGCACCAUCUCAGCUCGGCGAUCCAGUCAGCCUAAAAGCAGAAACAUCAACUACACAGCCCACGGAUCAGGACAAGCCGAAUAAGGCAUCGAACAAUUCGGGUGAUGGGCAGACCUUGAAAGAGAAGGCUGAACAAAGUCUAAAGAGCAAUCCAUCUGCUCUCGGUGAUCCGGUAUCUCUCAAGGCGGAAACGAGCGAUACCGAGCCAACGCCCGACGAUAGAGGUGCAAGAGGAACGAGUAAGACGGGGAAGAAUGAUGGCAAGCCGAAGAUGUAA